Messenger RNA from Erpetoichthys calabaricus (reedfish), 1527 nucleotides. It is a transcript of the gene airim, whose product is annotated as c19h1orf109 homolog (H. sapiens). Lineage: Eukaryota; Metazoa; Chordata; Cladistia; Polypteriformes; Polypteridae. The transcript is spliced from 5 exons. Bases 216 to 824 code for a protein of 202 amino acids. Gene Ontology annotation, cellular component: cytoplasm; nucleus. The record is from RefSeq and is a predicted model, not a curated record.
CAUGCGUGUCAUUCUUUGUGGACGUCAUUGUGACGCAACCUGGAGAAAAUAUCCUCGUUUCUUUAGAUGUAUUUACAUUUGGUUUGUAGUACACGUGCCUUAAGCGCAUGUGUUUUCCUUUUUUAGAAAUUAAAAUUGUCACAAGACUGAUUAUUUGCAUUUCAGUUUGCUCUUUGUAUUAUUGUAAACUUUGAUUUUUUAAGAGCCACAAACAGAUGUCACAAGAACCAACGUUGUCCGUUCUCAAUGCCUUGAAAAACUGCUUUCGAGUCAUCGAGCGUCAGCAGCAUAACUGGAGCAACAAUUUGGCAGAAUGCACCUCUUUAAUAAUUUCUCUCGGUAAUCUGGGGGAACAAUUGCAGUCGUGUAAUAAGGUCGAUUUUAAAGGAACACCUCUACAAGACUUUCCUCAGCUGAAGCAGCGGCUGACCUACAAACUCAACCAAGCAUUGGGUGUAGUGCUGGGAAAGCUAGCGGACAAGCUGAGUGCCUUACAAGUUGUUCGAGAUUCUAUUAGUAACCAGGUGGUCUCUGUGUUUCAACUGUAUGAGAACAACUCAGAGAAGAUUAGUCUGAGUGCCUCUUUGAGGCGGUUGGCUGUUAUUCCAUCAUUGGCAGAUAUGUUAGAGUGGCUACAGGACAUUGACAGGUUUUACCGUAACCAAUAUCUGAAGAGGAAGCUGAUGCUGCAGAUGGUAAGCCCUGAAAAUAUGAGCUACAUAGUGGAACUCCCAAAGUUGUGGAAGGCUUUGGAAAGACAGCAAGAACACAACUUGACUCAAGAAACAUUAAUGAAGAUUGCUUUUUUCAUGGAUUCUUCUUGAACAGGAUUCAUUAGAAAAGACUGAAAAGCCCAGCUCCAAAGAUUCUGAUGCAGGAAUGUUGAAUGCAACAUUUACAAGAGACUUUCUUUUUUAACCAAGAAAAAUAUUUAUAUAUCUGUGUUAAUGUCUGAAUUGUAUUUUUACUUUCAGCUCUCUUAUCAGGCAGUAUUAGAGAGUGUGUACCAUAAAGAAUUUUAUUAUUUUUUUUAGAAUUCAACAAAAUAUAGAAAGUGUAAAACAAUCUAAGUCCGAAAUAAACAUGGCAGUGUGCUUUUCGUUUGCAGUUUUCUGGUCACAUUUUUGUUAUUCUGACAAAUCAGUUUAAAAUAUUUAAAAUCGCAUUCUGCCCUAAAGUGUUUUUGAAUUAAUAGUCUUAAUUGGUCCAGAGUCUUGAGCCUCCCUCCAGAAUGCAAAGAUACAAUGCCAAUAAAAGUGUUCAUGCCCUUGAAUCAGCAGAAAAAAGAUUUAUUAAUGUCAGAGUGGAAAUUGGUCUAAAUUAAUUGCAACUUCAAAAAACUCAAAACAAUUGAUUGUAUAAGUAUUCACCCCCUUUAGGUCAGUGUAUUGACAGAUGCUCCUUUGGUAGCCAUGACAGCCUUGUGUGGACAAGUCUGUAUGAGCUUUGCACAUCUGAACACUGCAGUAGUGUCAGGCUGCUUGUGUAUCGUGAGGGAAUAGCCCUUUUUCAAGUCCCAUCAGAAAU